Molecule: messenger RNA, 740 nt
Organism: Guyanagaster necrorhizus
Lineage: Eukaryota; Fungi; Basidiomycota; Agaricomycetes; Agaricales; Physalacriaceae
Exons: 2
Coding region: 131-550 (139 amino acids)
Biological process (GO): regulation of DNA-templated transcription
Molecular function (GO): DNA-binding transcription factor activity
Source: RefSeq, a predicted model, not a curated record
GUCCCUUAGUCUCCAAGUACCGAUCCGCGUUGAGUGCUUCAAAUUCACCCUGGCAAUUGAACACUCUGGUCUUGUGUCAAAUGAUGGCUUUCUUUCCCGUUAAGACGGUCCUCUACUUUUCCCCAAACCCAUGAUGACUCGCGGACGCAAGAAGGACCCCACCAUCCCAAUAACCCGCUCGUUGGCUCAGCAGCGCGACUACCGUGCUCGCAGAGCACAGUACAUCGCUGACCUCGAAAAGAAGUGCCGUCUUCUCGAGAUGGAGAAUCAUGACCUCAGACAAGAGUUGAGGUAUUUGAACGUGCCCAAUCCAUAUAUCGUGCGUCGUAGAAUUUUGACUACCAGUGGAUAUAUUCUCAUUUAUUCCGUGGUUGGGGUUGACGUAGAACCAAGCACCCGGACAUGUUCUGUUACCUGUGACACACAUGGAGCGGUCUGGAAAUGCGGCCGCUCUUUCAGACGCGGCACAGAGACACCGGGUUCCUUCCUACCCUCCCUCGUCCCCUUCUCUGCCGCCGUCUUCACCAGCAAACUCUCAUACCGCCGGUGAGGUCGAAGAGAGUGACUCCGCGCCUUCAAAAUCAAGAGUUUGCAAACGCAUGCCGAAAUUUCCGAGAGAUCUUUUGCAUGAUGAGGAUGAAGGCCGGAUACAGAAUUCGCGGUAAUAUAUGGCAGCACACGAACCCGGCAUCCCGACAGUAUGACUACUGCUGCACCAUGACAUACAAUACUAUUCCGUU